AGUCAUGACAAUGACGCGUCAAGGUUGCGAGCGUGAAACAAAGUUUCGAGAUUCUAAACACGUUGAAAGAAAAGUUACGUUAUUCUGUCCAAGCACUUCCAACAGAUCUCCAUCUUGUGAAGUCCCAUAUUCUGACGAUAAUUUUUAUGAUGAAAUCAUCUCAGAAAUAUCUAUUCGAAGAUUCACCGAUUGUCUAAAGACAAUGGAUAAUGGUGAGAGUGAAGUAAAAUUCAAAACUGUACUAAAUCAACGAGCGCCUAAUUUUACUAACGACCCAGAACUACUUUCCUCACUUUUGAAAAAGAAUGAGGCCUUGUUAAAGGAGAAUACUGACUAUAAAUCAGUAAUUAAAAGGCAAAAUUUACAAAUCAAACUGCUGGAAAGUAAACUCAAAAUGCGCCAUGCUGACAUGAGAGAAGAUAAUAUUGGAGCAAUAGAUCAGAAAAAUAUUGAAAGGCUGCAGAAACGUUGCGAAGAGUUACAAGAACAAGCAAGCAAUGAAAUGAAUAAUUACAUAUAUUAUUUCAAUCCAUAGAUUUUUGAAAUGAAGGAAUUUUUUCAAGACCAUGGUCUCAUGUGGAUAGGGAGACAAUCAACUGAUCAUGUAACCAGUCCAAGAAAUGAAACUGGUCUAAAACUCAAUGAAACAACCUUCGGUCGCCUAAUUCAACAAAUUCAUUUAUUGAGUAAUUGGAACAACGACGCGCACAAUGAGAAAAAAUUUAUUUCACAAUCAAAUUCAUCUAAUAUAGUUUGCUUACAAAAUCAACCACCGAUUCCACUAACUCUAUAUGCAGAUGGAUUAUGUUUUAACUCAGGACCAUUUCGCCCUUAUAAAAAUCAUGAUACGCUACAGUUUGUCCAAGAUAUAUUAGACGGUUACUUUCCAUCAGAAUUACAAUCUUCUUAUCCGAAUGGGGUUCAAUUCAGACUAAUCGACAAACACACAACUCAUUUUAUGUUAUUAAAAGAACCAACACCAUUUUCAUCUUUUGGUUAUAAACUUGGAAGUUCUCUAACAAGUGAACAAGAUGCUGAUCAAGAAGUUUUCUUCACUGAUGAGGAACAUCUAUCAAACAUUGAUAAAAACGAAGGAUUCGGUAUUAAACAAGUUGAAAAUCAAACGAAAGUAGAAUGUAAAAUGUUCAAUAAACUAACUUCAAACACACUAAGCACUGAUGGGCGAACUAAAUCUUUAACUUUUGAUGAAUUGCUAAAACGUUUACCGGAAUAUAAAUUAACAAAAUCUGGUCAACUGUUAAAUAUUAGAAACGACAUAAAAAGUGAAUUCGGUGAAAAAAUUAGUAUUCCGUCAACCAGAAUAAUUAAAAAAGAUUGCAUAUUUAAAAAUAACACAACAGACAAGAAUCGAUUAGAAUCAGAACUUAUAACAUUAAGGAUUUAUUCGGAAAGUGGUUUGCAAAUUUACAAUGUUGAAAUGCAUCCAAAAGAUACAGUAGGAGAUUUAUAUGCAAUGUUAGAUCGUGCUAGAUCGACAACACUACCAAAACCUAAUAGAAAUUAUUGCCUUGUAGCUAUGGGUUUAUUUAACACCAUUGAAAAUCCCAAUGAGUUAUGCAAUCACCAAAUGUUAGUUGAUCAUUCUGCAACAUUGGCUGCAUCUGGCAUAGUAGAUCGUACAACGCUUCGUAUGGAACUAAUUCCACAAGAAUUGACGAAAAAUCAAUCACAGUUUGAUGUAAAUAAUGCUUUGUUAGAUCAACGGUUAAACUUAUGGAGUCAAAACGAAUCAGUAACGUAAAAUGGUAUCUUAAAUCAACUUUUUUAAUGAAUUGCUGAAACUAUAAGAACUGGGUUGAAUAUUGGAUAUUUGCCACAACUUUUAUAAAGAAAGAAAGCACAAAAUACUUUGAUGUUACAUUUAGUUUUAUUUUGAAUACAGUAAUCUUAUAUCAGAAUCCAUUGUUCUAUUUUUGUUAACACAUUAUUUCGUUUAAAUUUUGUUUGUAUAGAGAGGAAUUGGCCAACUAUUCUAUUAAAGAGUUUGAGUAUUUGUUUUAAAAGUAAUAUGAAUAAGUUGGAUGGUUAUAUUAUGAAUAUCGCAUAAAAGGUUGACUAAUAUGUAAGGAACUGUAUGAUUCACAUCUUUAUGAACUGAUUACUAUCUUACUAAGGAAGAUUAGUAUCUGUAUUGAAAAGUAGUGUUUAGUUUUUCAGCAUCUGAGAUAAUAAAUGAAAUGUGUUCCAGUAUACGAACUCUGUGUAGUAGUCUUUACUUAGUUAAUGAUCUCUUAUAUUACUCUUAGUAUGCCUUAGAAAUUCGAAGCACUUCAAAAUCAAAUGAACACUUGAGCAAUAAUUAAGUUCUCAGGUAUCGAACUCAUCAAAAUGCAACACUGAUAAACAAGAAAGACCUGAUGCGAAUGAAAAGCAAGAAUUGACAAAGCAAGGGCUGUAUUCCUAUGAUUGGAGAACAUAUGGAACUCAAAAAUACUGUCAACUAAUUUCAAAGUGAGAAUCUUCAAUACG
This is a messenger RNA of Schistosoma rodhaini, 2490 nucleotides long. Lineage: Eukaryota; Metazoa; Platyhelminthes; Trematoda; Strigeidida; Schistosomatidae. The record is from the annotation of a GenBank genome assembly.